AUGGGCCCAACAGCAGGAUCCGGUAAGAGAUGGGUUCCGUCCAAGCUUCGGCACAUCCAUGAGGUUCCGUCGCAGGCGCUCAACUGGCGUUUGCUUAUGGCUGUCUUGAGCAUCGGCUUGCUCGGUGCCAGUCGAGGUAUGGAUGAAGGUGUCAUCUCGGGAUCCAUCGGUACACCUGCCUUUGAACAUGCCUUUAACGUCAAGAAGAAAUCUAGCAAGGAGUCCAACAUUGUCGCCAUGGUUCAGUUGCUCUCGACCUUGGGUGCUUUGGUCGGAUACGCCACCUCGGACCGCUUCGGUCGUGUGAUGGCCGGUAGACUCAGCUGCAUCCUUAUCAUCAUCGGAUCAGCCAUGUGGAUGGCGAGCGCCGAACGCAUUGCGCUGCUCUACAUUGGCCGAAUGGUGACAGGUGUAGGCGUUGGUAUCUCGUCAGUCUGCUCUCCGGUUUUCCUAGUCGAGACGGCUCCUCGCCAGAUCCGUGGUCUCUGCACUUCGGUGUACAGUGUGUCGAUCUAUCUGGGAGCUAUGCUGGGAUACGCCGUCAACCUCGGUGCCUCUCGUACACAGGACAAGCACAAGAACAUUAUCUGGCAAAUCGUCAUUAUCUUGCCCUUGGUGUGGCAUACGUUUCUCCUGCUCAGCACCUUGUUCCUCCACGAGUCGCCACGAUGGCUGUUGGACCAAGGCCAUGUCGAAAAGGCAACUCGUUCGCUCAAAUUCUACCGCAACCUUGACGAGAACCACCCAGCUAUGAUCGAGGAGACCCAACUCAUGCGCGAGUCGAUCGCCGAAGAGCACCGUCAACAGAUCGCACGGGAAGACGCACUUCCUGUGGACUCGCUGCUGCGCAAAUACAAGACGCUUCACAAGCUCAAGCUGGUCGUGACCAGCCGAAAGAACCUGCUUAAAGUCGGACUAGGCGUUAUGAUCCAGCUGCUGGUGCAAUUCGGAGGUCCUGGAGCCAUCGCAACGUACGCCAACCGUAUCAUGACGCUCGUCGGUGCUUCGGACAAGAACGGCUACGUCAUGUCUGUCGGAUUUGGCGCCACAAAGUUGGGAUGCGGAAUUCUCUCGUCGCUCUUGCUGAUCGAUCUGUUGGGACGACGCAAGACGUUGCUCAUUGGCGUUUUCAUCCAAGGUCUCUCGAUGCUCUACGUCUCGGUCUUCUUGGGUCUGUAUGUGCAGGGCAACCACACCAAGGGCGAAAAGCACGCAGGUCAAGCUGCACUUGCAGCCAUCUUCAUCUCCGGUGCCAGUUUCUCGGCCGGUGGCAAUCUCGCCCAAUACCUCGUUGGAACCGAGAUCUUCGAGAUGAACGUUCGUAGUAUUGCCUCGUCGAUUGUCAUGGCCAUGCACUACCUGCUCCAAUUUUCGGCCACACGAACUCUGCAGCCGAUGCUCAACUCUCCCAUGGGUGGAGCUGGUACGUUUGCUUUCUACGCUGCUGUGUCGCUGGUUCUCGCCCUGCCGUUCUACGCCAUCUUCCUGCCCGAGACCGCCGGUCUGCCGCUCGAAGAAAUCGACCAGGUCUUCGAACGUCCCGUCUGGAGCAUGGGCCGUGCCACGCGUGCCAAGUCUGCAUCCGUAUCGUCCGACGCUUUCACACCAAAGACGACCUUGCCUCACCUCGAUCUCGAAUCUUCCUCCGCCUCGUCAACAGGUGCAGAGGACGACGACAAGAAAAUCGAUCUCCAGUCCCAGCUCAGGCUCGAGACUCGAUCGUAA
Messenger RNA from Mycosarcoma maydis (corn smut), 1725 nucleotides. RefSeq lists its product as uncharacterized. Gene Ontology annotation, cellular component: membrane. The record is from RefSeq and is a predicted model, not a curated record. The transcript is spliced from 2 exons. The coding region runs from base 1 to 1725 and encodes 574 amino acids. Gene Ontology annotation, biological process: transmembrane transport; carbohydrate transport. Lineage: Eukaryota; Fungi; Basidiomycota; Ustilaginomycetes; Ustilaginales. Gene Ontology annotation, molecular function: carbohydrate:proton symporter activity.